AUGUCUGACUCUGAGGACCCUCUCGAUGGUCUCGACGAAACCGCCGGCGAUGACCUCUUUGGCGAUGAGGGCGACGAAGAGCCGAGAGCGCCGCGGGUCCUGGACGAUGACGAACUAGCCUCAGACCCUGAUGAAGAUCCCGAUGCGAGGCGACGAGAUUAUGAUGGGGAGGAUGGUCUGCCACAUGAGACGCGAGAUCGGGUUGUCAUGGCGGUACAGACGUAUCGCCAUCAGAUCCCAAACCCCAAAGACGGAAUUCUUCGUGUUAUGAGAGUCCCUAAAUUCAUCAAAUUCAUGCCCGAGGAAUACGUUGCGGAGACCUUCGAGCCAAGCGAUUUUGAUCUUGCCAAUGCGAAAUCCGACAGACCGAAACACGUCGCUCGUAUACGAAAAGAUGCAAGCACUGGAGAUCUACAGAGCAACACCAAUAUUUACCGGUGGAGUGAUGGCUCAGUGACCAUCUCUGUCGGUGGCGAGCAUUACGAAAUACAAAAGAAGGCACUCGCGCCGGGAAUGGACCAACCAUACAACGAGCUUAACGAUGGGCACAACUACGCGGCGGCGGCAGAACUCGGCAGCAAUCUACUACUGACUGUUGGUCACUUGACGGAGCAGUUCAACGUGCGGCCCAAUAAGGCAGUGGGAGAUGACGCGCUGUCGGUAUUGGCAGAGCGGAUGGCACAAGCCAGCAAGUCGGUGAACGACGGUGACAUGAUUAUCCGUACCACCAGAGACCCUGAAUUGCAGAAGAAACAGGCCGAAAUGGCAGAAAAGGAGAGGAUGAAGGCUCAGCGUCGACGCGAAAACGCUGCGUUGAAGAUGGAUGGUGGACUCGGACGGUCUGGUCGCGGGGGUCUAUCGAUUGGAGACCUCGAAGGUGGACGUGGCUUUGGAUCUGGACGCAAGCGAGGCAUGCCAGGAUCUACGAAACCGAAGAAGCGCCGGCCAGAGUAUGACUCUGACGACGAUCUCCCACAGGGUGUUGGACGCCGUGAGGACUACGAUUUGGAUGACGGUUUUCUGGUGGGAAGUGAUGAGGAAGAAAUGGACAGUGCAGCAGAAGAAGAUGAUGAGGAUAUAUUGGAUGAUGACGAGGAGGAACGACGACCUCGCAACAAGCGACAGAGGACAGCGGAUCCAGAUGAUGAUGAGGAUGCUGAAGGAGAUGAGGUCGAACCUGGCGAGCCCUCUGCAAGAGCUAGGCGGCGAAACAUCAUAGACGAGGAUGAGGAUGAGUAA
Molecule: messenger RNA, 1239 nt
Organism: Metarhizium robertsii ARSEF 23
Lineage: Eukaryota; Fungi; Ascomycota; Sordariomycetes; Hypocreales; Clavicipitaceae
Product: Leo1-like protein
Exons: 2
Coding region: 1-1239 (412 amino acids)
Biological process (GO): transcription elongation by RNA polymerase II; positive regulation of transcription elongation by RNA polymerase II
Cellular component (GO): Cdc73/Paf1 complex; nucleus
Molecular function (GO): RNA polymerase II C-terminal domain phosphoserine binding
Source: RefSeq, a predicted model, not a curated record